GUUUAAAUUGCGACUUAUCUAAUACAUUUAUGAGAUUUAAAGCCGAAUUUACGAGAAAAAAACUUGUAAUUAUACUUUUUUGGUGUGGUGGUAAUCAGGAGCAGAUGAAAAAAUACUGUCGCAAAACAUUUUUGUGAUGUAGAAAGUAUGCUGGUCGGGGGCGGGGCCACGAGCUCUCUGCUCCGCCCCAUUCUGAUGCAGACAGUCGAUCCAUGAACGUCUUUGUUGUCCUCGUCUGAGCUGGAAUCUGAUCUAAACUGAUAGAAGUGAUGCUGCUGCUGUUUUUGUUGUGACGGGAAGUAGGGGCAGGCUUACUCGGCGUCAACAGUCCUGCCCACAGCGAGGGGAAUUCUAGGGAACUCCCGCUGCUCUGCAGAAACUAUGUCCAAGACCUUUUUAAGAUUUUGUAUAAAAACGGUAUAAUCAUGAUUGUAAGAUCACUGGGAACACUUUGAAAAUCGACCAAAAGAUAAUUUAUAUAUUUAUAAUAGUGGAACUUCAAUUAUCUUUUAUGUUUUUAUUUGACUAAUUUAAGGGUCAAAUAUCUGCAAAUCUUAGUCCGAAUGUUUCUUCUGGUUUUCUUCUCGUUGCAUCUGCAAACUCUUUCCCAGCAGUAGGAUCCGUGCUCUAACGCUGCUUUAAUGUCAAACAUUUGCUGAUUUUUGAUUUAUUUUUCUGAACUCUAAGAAAGUUGAUGGACGAGAUUUGGUGAUAAUUUCUGGAUUUCCCAGAAGUACUUUUGUCUUGAUGGUGAAACAUCAGAUAAACACAAUAAAGUUUCUGUAAACGUGCAUCACAUGUUCAUCUGUCAGUGAAUGUUCCAGCCUCAAACGUUUCCAACAAUCCAGGAUUUAGUUUCUAAAGUUUCUCAGGAAAAACUUGUCAGAGAUCUCCAGGAUUCUGAAGGAUCUGGCAGCCGAGAACCUCUGAGCAUCAGUCGGGUGGAUCAGACAAGUGGAGUGCAUGCUCGACCCCCCCGGCUGGUCUCUGUGCUGCAGCUGAGCCGUCUGCAUAAUCGGACACAUGCUGUAAAUUAAUCUGAUCCCCGUGACAGUAAAGCUGCGUGUCAUCUCCAUCCUCUUUGCUAGAAAGUCAUGCAGCCGUGCAUCUGCCGCGCAUGUCCUGACGGGUCGGGCGUGGGGGCUCCGCGGCCCCCUACCUGCCAGCAGCUGUAAUCUGAACGGCAGCUUUUACUGGCUGGAGCGUAUCGACCGGCCCCCUCCCUCGGCCGUCCCGCUGCCCCGCGGUCCGCCUCCAGCUGAUGAGCGUAUUGGCAGCCGCAUCAUUCCACCCGGCUGACUUAUUGGGAUUUGUUUGCUGCUGUUGCUGCGGCGGGCGGACGCUGCCUGCUCCCCCGGGGUGCGUUGUGAGGCGUCGCUGGACACUUUUUUCAUUUUUUUUAUUUUUAUCGAGCGAGCCGAGCGGGGGGACCAGCAGGAUGUUCUCAUCUUCAUCCAGAAACUCUCUGCUGUCGCCGUGGUCGUCCAUGGAGCAGUCGGACUCCGAGGUUCUGGACAUCAGCACCAAGGUGCAGCUGCACGGCGUCCUGUGGAAGAGGCCCUUCGGACGACCGUCGGCCAAGUGGUCCCGCAGGUUCUUCAUCAUCAAAGACAGCUUCCUGCUCUACUAUGGAGAGAACGAGAAGAAGAGCUUUGAAAGCAACAGAUUCUUCAACAUCCACCCGAAGGGGGUCAUUCCUCUGGGGGGAUGCGUGGUGUCUGCAAACGAAGACAUGGGCAUGCCCUUCGCCAUCGUCAUCAACCUGGAGGAUUUCACGGGAACCGUCGUCCUGGCUGCUGAGUCCGAGGCCGAGCGGCUCCAGUGGAUGGAGAUGCUCCAGGAGUCGGGAAAAGUAACCUGGAAGAACGCCCAGCUCGGGGAGGCCAUGAUCGAGAGUCUGGAGGCGCAGGGCCUCCAGCUGGCAAAGGAGAAGCAGGAGUACCUGGAUAAACUGAUGGAGGAGACGGAGGAGCUCAGCCACCAGAGAGCACAGCGAGAGGAGCUGGAGCGUCUCAACCAGGUCCUGGAGGAGGAGAAGAUGAAGUUUGAGGAGGUGGUGCUGGAGCUGAAGGCGGAGCAGGAGCAGAUCAAGCUAGACCUGGACGGCACGGCGCAGUCCCUGAAGAUGGUGGAGCGGGAGAAGGAGGAGCUGAGCAGCUUAACGGUGUCGCUGCAGAAAUCCAUCGAGGAUCUGUCCCAGGAGAAGCGGCGCCGGCUGGAGCAGCUGGCAGAGAAAAAGCAAGAGGAGGAGGAGGAGGAGGAGGAGGCUCCAGGAGCUCAGCAGGAGAAGAAGGAGGAGGAGGAGCAGGGAGGCGGAGAGCUGGACCUCCUGCAGGAGCUGCGCCACAUCGAGGAGCAGAUGAGGAUCCUCCUGAAGGAGAAGGAGCAGGCCGACGAGAAGCUCCAGGACAACGAGCAGCGGGCCGAGGUUCUGCAGCAGGAGCGGGAGUACUACUCCAGCCAGGCCCGGGUUCUGCAGCAGUCGCUCUCUCAGCUCUCGGUGGACAAACUGCAGACUGAAGCCGAGCUCAAGGCGGAGAUCGAGUCUCGGGUGGAGCUGGAGCGCCGACUGAAGCAGGCGGAGGAGGCUCUGCAGGACCUGGAGAAAGGCCUGAACUGUCUGGAGAGAACCAAAGAGCGAGACGAGAAGAUGAAGGGCGACGUGACGCAGCUGAGGAAGUUCUUCGAGGAAUGCAUCUGCGCAGCCGAGAUCGAGGCCAAGCUGCCGGCCAUCAUGAAGAACGCCGUGUACCUUCAUAAAGCGGCUGCGCGAAGGAUCAAGAGCUGCAGGAUCCAGAGGAGAGCGUCCAGACGUCACUGGUUGAAACAGUCCAAGUCCUUCGCCGUCCCCGGCUCUGAAGACGGCAGCAUGGAGGAGCUGCGGGCCACGGCGCGCCGCCUGACCUCCGACAGCAGCUUCAGAGAGAGCGUGUACAAGAUCAUCACCAGCAAGGACGCCGCCGCCAACAAGAGCCCGGACUGAGGAGGAGGAGCAGGUAAAGAGGAGAACCGGAGGGCUCCUCCCCCUGAGAGGUCCUCAUCCCAAAGCAUCAAUCAGCACCAGAGGCUGAAGCACUUUUAGGAUUAUUGUUUGAGUUCUAGGGAAACAAGUUCACUGUAAAGAUGUGACAAUAAACUCUGUGAAAAUGUUAA
Molecule: messenger RNA, 3153 nt
Organism: Oryzias melastigma (Indian medaka)
Lineage: Eukaryota; Metazoa; Chordata; Actinopteri; Beloniformes; Adrianichthyidae
Gene: plekhd1
Product: pleckstrin homology domain containing, family D (with coiled-coil domains) member 1
Exons: 13
Coding region: 1262-2983 (573 amino acids)
Source: RefSeq, a predicted model, not a curated record